UCACCAGUGUAAGUUGUCUCACAUCUGUCUGUGUCAACUAUGGAGUUAGAAAUAGGACAUCACCAGCUAGCUUAGCAUAAAGACUAGAGGCAGCUAGUCUGGCUAUAUCUCCUUAAUACUUUCUGAGCUGCAUCUCUUGUUACAUCACUGAUGGCCAAAUUCAAUCUUUAUGCACAGGUCAUAAUUUUAGUUUCUGUAAAGGUACAAUGCUACCAAACCUAGCUGUAGAUAAGACUAUUUGGGAGGCUGUACACACUCACUGUAACCAAAUGUUCAUCAAGAAACGGUUAUAAACACAAAACUCCUCUAAAACCACAAAUCAUCAUGUUUACAUUUUAGCUUAUGUUAGAGGUGAUACAGUUAAGGGCCUCUUCACACCUGAAAUUCCAGCUGUAUACGCUGUAUACAUUUGAUCGGACUAAUUUUAGUUUCAUGUUGCCAUCAUACAAGUGCGCUAAAAAUGUUACAUGACAUACUUACAUCCUGUCGUCUGAGUUUUGUGAGGUUUUCUACCUGACUCUUCAUAAAGUAUCUCCUCCUCUCCCCAUGUGCUACUGCAGCUCAUUUAAUGUUGCGUUGUUUAUGGACAAACUGAAUCCUAUACUGUACAUUUACUACCACAUGACAACUUUACUGCUAAUUUCUCCUCUGCUCCAACCACCAACACCUGUCUGCUUUGAACGCAGCCACUGUCACUCUCUCCGUCAGUAAACUACACAUAUACACACACACACACUGCGCACUGAGGUGCUACACUACUCUUAUCACUUGAAGAUAGCUUAUCCAAACUUCCUGUAAUCAGUCCGAAAGUCCAGACCAUCCCAAAAUGUUUUCAUGCCAGAAACAAAAGCAAAUCAUGGUACAGUUUGAUUCAGACAGAGACCAGUUCUUUUCAUCUGUCCAACAAGCUUCAGAGGUUCUGCUCGGUGUGUUUUUGAACUUUGGUCUCAACCAGGCUAGCUGUUUCACCUUUUUUCCAGGCUUUAUGCUAUGCUAGUCUAACCACGUCCAGACCGUAGCUUCAUACUUAACACACAGACAUGACCUUGACAUUAAUCUAAUCUCUAGUCUCAUUCUUGGACAGAACACAAAUCAGCAUAUUUACCAAAAUGUUUUAAGAUUCUCAGUAAUUGAAACAUUAUCUUUUAUAGCCGGUGUCAUUUAAUAUAAGAUAGUAGCAGCCAGAUGUAAUUCAGUAGCAUGUUGCAACAGAGAUUGUCUGUCUGCUUUUUUUCCCUCCCCAUACCUCUCACUGUAGUCGGUCUGACAGAACUAAUUCUCUCUUCUGUCUCUCUGCUCCUUCCCCAUUCCAUAUGUGUCCAAACCCAACUGCACUGCCUCCCCUGAAGGAAGUGACGCGUCCUUUGGAAUCAUGAGUUAGGACUCCAGUGUGGAAAAUGGGUGGUUUUAGGGGAUGUUGGAGGAAUAAAAGACGCUCCUUCACAUCUGGAAGAACAUCAGUGAACUCUUUCUGAGUGGAUUACGGUUUCUGCACUGGGAUUCUGUUUUUAUUUUACUAAUGUGCAUACCGCUGUGCAUACAUUAUGGUUAGCAGGUGUGUAAUUGAAGCUGAACUCAACCCAAACUUAGUUCACCCAUCUUUUCAUUUGGAGAACACAGUAAGUCAUCAUUUUCAGGCUGACACACUGAAAGUCUUUUACUUUUAUUCAUACUAGGCCUAUACAAAUGACAUCUUCAUAUGUUCCAAAUCUGAAAAGGAUCCACAACUUUCCUAUCCAAACCGGGUUCUGACCAUAUAGCAACUGGUCUCGAGCCUGAGUGGACCCUAAAGAAGCAGAACAAAAACACAUCGAAAAAUGUGAUUAUGGUUAUAUAUUGUAAGCCUGCAUCAGUCUCUCUUUUUUUAUCUCGGCAGAAAUGUAAAAUUACUGCAUAAUUACACAUAUAAAUGAAUAGUGAAAUGUAUCAGGCCCUGCUUGUUUGGGGAAACACUCUCAAAUUAAUAGGCACAAUAUCUUCCAUAAUGAAGCCACAUCCAUGUAGUUGUAGUAGUUCAAGUGGCUAGCUAAAGUUGCAGCAUGAACUGUUAACAUUGUCAGACUGUUUUCAGGUUCUGUUGGGUCCAGUUAGAAUUUCACACAGACCUGACACGUGCACCCAAACUGAAGCUGGGUGUGGCCAGAGGUGAAACUUUCAACCAUGGAGAGCAAUGAAACACCUCUAUUCAGCCAACUGUUAGGUUACUCUUUAAAGGGGCAUUCCAGUGAUUUAUUCCCCUGGCUAAGUCCUGGUGCAGGUCAAACUUUGAAAACGAUUGCUCUUACAUUUCCUAUUAUACAAUGUCUUUUGUAGAGUUGUGAAAAUGGAGGAGUUAUUUUGGAGUAAGUAAAACUGUGGAUAAUUUUCUGCUUUGAAACUCUCAAAAAAUAUCAGGAACUGAGGGUUGUCAACACCCAAGGCACAUCUCGAUAAGAAACAUCCAGUUACUGACCUUUUUUUUUUUUUUUUGACUGAUAACCUAAUCUGCCGCUUAAAUGAAUUCACUCCGGGCCACUUUUGGCUAAAUUUGUCAACUAUGGCUUAUACUUAGAGUCAUCCGCCAAGUUGAAAUGACUCAAACUGAUGGCCAUAACAAAAGCCUUUACCGUAUGCUCACAUUGUCCAGGACACCAGUGUAACACUCUUUGUGUUUUAAUGUUGAUAUUAUAUAACAUUACAGAUAUUAUUAAAACAAAUAUUUGCAACCCCUCCCUCUUCACAACUUAAUUAGACUCUCCCUGCUUGGUAAAUUUGUUCAGUAUGUAUUUUGAACUCCAUCCGUAGUCUUCAACCACCACCCCAACUGCCUUGUGACGUGGACUGCUUCCUUCUUUAUUCCUUCUUUAUUUCUUUCAGCGCAGUGGUCACAUGACCACAACCUUCUUGAUUAUGUGAGUUAUACACAAAUUGUGUAGUAUUACUUUUCUUAUGUAUAUGUACAAACAGUGCAUAAGAAUAGCCCAAGUACUCCCCAUCACACUCUGUCUGCUAGUAAUUGAGUUAUUACUAAAAAAUGUUCAUAAUUAUGUUGUGGUGACAUCAUAAUGAUUGUCUGGAAUACUAGUCCAUACCCACUGGUAGCUUUGUCACCUUCUACCUAUGCCAAUCCUCAAUGCCUAUGUGCAGUUUCACAUAGAUUGACAAUGUCAGUGAGUAGAAAAAUGUGGGACAGACAGAAUGACACACUGACAGUUUCCAUGAUUAUGUACAGCAUACCAUACCAUGACUUAGUCAUACCAAAAAUUAGGGGGAAAAAAAAACAAAAACAAAAAACAUUCGGCCACAGGGGGAGCCACAGUGAUCGGUCGCAUUUUAGCCAUUUUUAAGCAUUUUUCUGUUGUUAUAGCGCCACCCAGUUGCCAAUUAGAGUUAAAUUUCUCCAGUCACCUUGAGGCGUCCUGUUCUACAUAUCUACCAAGUUUAGUAAAAUUUGAUACAGCGGUUAGGCCUAGAUAAGAAAUUUGCUCUCUAGCGCCCCCAUUUUGAUGGGGCCAAUAAUGGAGGGGUCCCCUCAGAUUAUGUGUGGUCAUAUGCCUACAAAGUUACGUGGUGAUCGGUGAAACCCUUGAGAUGUUAUACACCUUUAUGUGAUGAGCCACGCCCUCCGCAAUAUUCAUUGCCUUAUAUAGAAGCUCAGUUUUAGUAAGUUUUCCAACUUUUGCCAAAAGGGAACUUUAGAUAUUGGUCCCUAGAUUAUGUUCACAGAGUUUCAUGCAGAUCGGUCAAACUUCCUAGGAAGAGAUCGAUUUGAAGUGUUUUUCAGAAAAUUCAAAAUGGCGGAAAAUCUGUAUAACCGGAAGUUAUGGGUUCUUGAGGCAAAUUUGUUCCUCAUGAGGAGAGGCAUCUCUGUGCAAAGUUUCAUGUCUCCACGACAUACGGGGCAUGAGAUAUGCCCAUUCAAAGUUUGCAAUUUCAGUCGGUUGCUAUAGCGCCCCUUUAGCCAAUUGAUGUAAUAAUGCUUCAUUCGCAUCCUCCCAUGUCCCUCUACCACUGUGCCAAAUUUCACAUGGAUUGACCAAGUCAGUGAGGAGAAAAACAUGGAACAGAGACACACCCACUGACAGAGUUUUCGUAAUUAUAUAAUAAGAUGUUCAGAGAUGGGGGUUUUUUGUUUUUGAGGUAAUGAAACUACAUUUAUGGACCACGCAGGACUCGCAGAGAGGUGGUCGGGGUGGAUGGCGGUCAUUCAAAGUGCAGGACUGUGACACCAGAAUGCUGGGUUUAUGCCCAGUGUCCUGUCUGUCAGGUUUAGGCAACAAGAGCACUUUGGAUAAGGUUCAGAAAAGACCCUGAUCUCAGUCAUAGGUCAAUUAAAAGUGGAAUAAUUAAAAUAAAAACAUACUUUCUAGGAGACACAGCUGCUCUCAUCAUAAGUAAAUUGAUCUUAAUGUGUAAAGUCAGUGGAGUGCCCUUGUAAGUUUACAUUUUGGUUAUUUUCUUCAUGAUAAUGGUCAAAGUGCACCUACCUUUUCACACUAGCUGAUACUGUAAGAUGUCAAAGAACCUUUGUCCUGUUAAUUUAUAAAAGGCUUUGACUAUGCGCUGUUAUUAUCACAUAGAUUAUCUGUUGUCUUCACUGUGCUGAAGAACAUCUGCAAACAUUUACAUCCUCAUCUGCAAUGUAUGCAGUGUACAUACACAUAUACUGUACAUGUUUACUGUCCCUGGAUGCUGAGCAUGUCCGACUUUUCUACCUGAACGCUCUGCAGAGUUUCAUGUGAAGGACUGAUGUGAGCAUUGCUACUGUAAGAUACUGUAAACAGGAGUGAACUAGUACCUCAAUGUAGGACAUAUUUUGUGUGUGAGAUGUUUUGCAUUUAAGACCUUUUAGACCAAAAUAAAUGUAGUUUGAUGAAUGGAUUUGUCUCCUCAGCGUGGGAUUCUGAAAUGCUGAUGUGUCCGCUGGGAGAUCCUGUCCUCACUGUGCUGUAGGGAUGUACUUUUUGUUAUCACGCAUUUCCAUCUAUCCUCUCCACUUUCUUCUUCUUCUCCCCAAACAGCGAGACCUGCAGACAGUUACUGUAAAGAAGACGCUGAUUUAUUAGGAGUCAGAAACAGACAGGUGUUCCUUAAUGAUUUCUCUCUUCCUCUCCCUCCUCCCCUCACAAACUCCACCAGUGGCUGUGGCCUUGGGCAACUCCUCACCUUUAUUUUAUCUCCUCUUCCUCACCCUCUUCUUACCCCUUCCUGCACUCCUCUGCCUGUCUCUCUUAUUUCACUUUUGUCAUCCAUGUUUUCUUAAUAUCCACUCUCCCUUUCCCUCCCUUCCCUCUCUCUCAGCCACAUUCAUCUUCUGAUUGUUAUGAUUGCUGUGCGUUCCUCUGCCAUGGCCUGCAGGAAGAGUGAGUUAGUACAUGUCAGUGAGCACAGGUAUGCACUGUGGACACCGGCUGGCUCAUUCACUGGCUGCUGGAGCGAGGAAGGAGACGCUCGUCUGCAUGGGCUGAACAACCGAAGCUCCAAAUCAGCCACAAGGAGGCGGUGGAUGAGAAGAAGGAGAAGAACCGGGCAGAGGAGCACAGAUUUGAAAAAGUCUGAGCUGAGUUUCAAAACGGAAAAAGAAACUGAGGGAGGAGAAGAGGGGGAAGAGAAGCCGGGAGGAACACAAGGCAGCAAUGGAUAGCAGAGCGGCUCAGCCUGACCCUGGGAUGGCAAGGAUUCACACACAGCUGCUGGCUGCCGUCCAGCACACACACUAGGCAGCUAACACCAAUGAGCUCCCAUGCUUUCGUUCAGCCAUGCUUCCUGGAUAUGGAUUCUCACCUUUUCCUGAUUUCCAACCCCACCUUCACGCUUUUCGCUGCCGAGGAGACAGUCCCAGCAUGUGGAUUCCUGGCUCAGGGGAGUCCCCGUCUUUGAACGAGGCCCAGGAGGACAGGCCUCUCCUCCACCCGUGCCACCACAAGCAUGUUGCUGUUUGCCAGCAGGAAACAUUGGCUUUUAUUGAGCUACAACCACCAGUGACUCCUAAACUAAACGGUCUUGGCUCUUCGAGGCAAACUGUUAUUCCAGAGGCCCAAUGCACAACACACUCCCUGCCCCUGAAUGGUUUCAAACACACACUAAAUGAACUGAAUGACAUGCAGAACGGCUGCCACAGGACAGACAACGAGCAUGAAACAACACUGAAUUUAAACUCUCACACACCUGAGGGUGACUGCGAGCUUGAAUGCCAAAAUGGCAACAGGACUUCUUUGCAGGAGCAGACAGAGAAACCUCGUUCUGUCACAACAGUGUGUCGUCCUCUCCACUCAGCUCUCAGCCUCCCUCUGCCAUUCCCUCUGUCCUCUCUAUACACAAACAGAGACUCUUGGGAAUCUCAGUUACCCUGCUCCCCAUCCUCACCUGAAGGUCCUGGGUGUCAGAGCCCAGACUUCUCCCAGCCGCAGAGGAGGACGUCACAGGGUUCACUGAAAGAGAAGUCUAUCCGGCGAAAGAUGCAGGUCUAUUCCCCAGACAGCCAGAGCGAUGAAUCCCUCAGCAGCCCGAUCCUGGACGCAGACUACAUCUUCCCAGGACCUUUUGCAUCUUUCCUGGAGGAAGACCUCUGUGGAUUAUCUUCCCUGGAGGCCAUUUCAAGCCCUUCAUCCACAGACGGUGUUACAGAUCUCCCAAACCUCAGUCACGAUGAUAUUUUUGAUCUACCCACAGAACCACUGCGGAUAAUAGAGGACUCGUUGCCAGGGUUGGGGUUAGAGAGUGGGAGUGUAGGGAGGUCAAGUGCCACAGGAGGGAGCUUUUUGCCACGCGGCCGUCAGGCAGAUCAAGAACGGCGGCGGUUCUCAGCCUCAGAACUGAUAUCUAGACUGCAGCUGUCUCAGAGGAAGAACUCCUUCACCUUGAAGCUGGGGAAAUCGCUAUCUGCACGGGUAGCCUCCAGGGACAGACAGAGCACCAACAGCAUCAGUCUCAACACUGACUAUAAGUCCAGCACCAAACAUCGCAGCUCAGGAGGCUCUAGUGACAGCGCUCCCCAAAGUCCUGUUGGACCUGCACCUGCUCUGCCCAGCAGUGACAAUGGCAUGCCUUUGCACCGUUGGAGCACAAAACUCGGAAUGCGAAAGAAGUCAAUAGAGGAGGACGUCAGCACACUUCCAACCGUUGCUGGUUCCAAUCGAUUAUCACGGUUUUUGCCCAGUUCGAUUCUGUACCAGGAAUACAGUGACGUCGCCAUCAACAGAGAGAUCCAGAGGCAGCAGGGGAAGGAGCCAGGCACAGAGGAUGAUGGGCUCAGGGACGAAGGGUCAGACGGGACCCCGUCUCCUUCUAAUCUGUCUCCAUCCAGCUCCUUCCGCUCAUCACGAGGUUCUGCUUUUGCACUGUGGCAGGACAUCCCCGAUGUUCGAACCAGCGGCCAGCUCGACAACUUCAGCAAUGAGGAACGUAAAUUACAGGAGGCAAAGUUUGAGCUGGUGACAUCUGAGGCGUCGUACAUUCGUAGUCUGACGAUCGCGGUGGACCACUUCAUGUUGUCGCAGGAGCUCGCAGAGUGUCUUGGAGCUCAGGAUAAGCAGUGGCUCUUCUCCAAGCUGCCUGAAGUCAAAGGAGUCAGUGAGAGGUUUCUUGAGGACUUGGAGCACAGGCUGGAGGAGGACAUUCUGCGGUUUGAUGUGUGCGACAUCGUCCUGGACCACUGCCCCGCUCUGAGAAGGGUUUAUUUACCUUAUGUAACCAACCAGGCAUAUCAGGAGCAGACAUACCAGCGUUUACUGCACGAGAACCCUCGUUUCCCCGGCAUCCUGGCUCGUUUGGAGGAGGACCCCAUCUGCCAAAGACUUCCUCUGACCUCUUUUCUUAUCCUUCCGUUUCAGAGGAUCACGCGGCUUAAAAUGCUGGUGGAGAACAUCUUAAAGAGGACGACACCGGGCUCCCGAGAUGAGGACACUGCCACAAAAGCUUUCAAUGAGCUAAAAAAGAUCAUCAAAGAAUGUAACUCCAGUGUGCAGUCGAUGAAGAGGAUGGAGGAACUUAUUCACCUCAAUAAGAAAAUCAAUUUUGAGGGAAAGAUCUUUCCUCUGAUCUCUCAGUCCCGCUGGCUGGUGAAACACGGUGAACUCCUGGAAGUGGACACUCAGAUGAUGAGUAUAUCUGGAUCAAAGCUCAAAUUUCCCACCAAGCCGGUGUACCUCCACCUGUUCAACGACUGUCUCCUGCUGUCCAGGAGGAAGGAUACGUGGAAGUUCAUGGUGUUUGUACACGCCAAGAUCGGAGAGCUAAAAGUGAAGGACCUCAGUCAGAAGCUGCAGGGCAUCUCAGGCUUCAUCUUCCACCUGCAGCUGUGUGAAGGCCAGCAGCUCAAACACCAGAUCCUGCUCAAGUCACACACUGAGAGCGGGAAGCAGAGAUGGAUCACAGCAAUGUUUCCAUCUGAUCCCCUGGAAGACAUCGAGCAGGCCAGUGAGAAUGAUGAUAUAUCCCAGGUUCAAUGCAUCAAAAGCUAUCAGGCCCAAGAGCAUGAUGAGUUAACGCUGGAGAAGGCUGACAUUCUUCAUGCUAAGACCAUUACAAGUGAUGGCUGGGUGGAAGGCAUCCGACUGUCAGACGGGGAACGGGGCUGGUUCCCCAAAACCUACGUGGAGGAAAUCACAAGUCGCAGCGCUCGCCUCCGCAAUCUCCGAGAAAAUAUCCGCAUCAAAUGUGUCACGCAGAAAUUAGAGGGGGAAGACUAACUAUCUUUACUGCAACUAGUCAUGUGUGUCUGAGUUGCUAGGUCGCAUCCUUAAGCUUCUGGGUCAUUGUUUUCAUUUUAGAUAUGUGUGGGACCUACAUGUAGUACGCAGGUGCUAAAACAACAACGUUUUUCACUGUGUAUCAGCAUUUUCCUUUAGCAUGCUAGCUGCAAAAAGCUUUUAGUUGAAAAGGUUUUUAUACAAUAAGAGUCUGUUGACAUUUGUAAUAGUUUUGCCACACUGAAGUUUCUAAAGGAGCAAUCACUUUAUGCAUGCCUUCUGUGAAUGCAUCUUAUUACCAUUUUUAAGUCUGAGAAACACAUGCACAUUUAUCAGCACAGGCAGUAAAUGUUCUCAUAUCCAAAGGUAAAUGUUUACACUCCUUGGCUCAUGUUAGAGAAGCCUGUCACUGCAUUUUUCCUCUGCUGUAUUCAGUCAGCUGAGCUCUGUGAGGGGCAGGAGAUUCACUCAUUUAAUGUCACAACAUCAAAAUGUCGCUCGAGGCAGCUUCUUCGUCUGAGCUGCAUCAGGACAUGUCAGAGGCCUUUAAUCUUUCAUCUUUGUUCUCACUGAGUGCUGCUUUCAUUUCAGAAGGCAGAUAAGAAGCUGUCCUGCUGUGUAGUCAAUGUAUUCGACAACAGUGUACACUGGUUAUGAGAAGAAAUGCCUGGUGUGGUUUUGUGUUUUAUAGUCCAUCCAAUAUUUGAUACACUGCAGUGCAUCAUUUCCAUCCAUGUGUUAAAAGAUGUGGAUUGUUUACACAUCCUUGCCUCCUUGUUAAAGAGGACAACACCCUCACUGUAUGCACUGUAUAUAGUCUGUACUGUAGUAACAAUUUGGACUGCAUGAACUCUGAUAGUUGUCCAAACAAGGCAACUGCAGAAUGACGGUUUAAUUUUUUUUUCUUUUAAAGAUGGUUUCACUAUUCUACUGUAACAUAAAUGAAGGACAAGGUCAUACUACACAAAUACUUUUUUUCUGUUUGUUACCUGAUCUGUUUAAAAGAUUAGGCUGUCUAUAUUCUAUAGUUUUAUUAGAAAGCCCACAAAUAGCCCCACUGUUCAGAAAUAUUUAAGGGGACCUAUUACACUUAGUUUACAGUUCACACUUUCUACUAGAACAUCUUAACAUGCUUUGAUAAUCAAAAGACACUUCUUUUCUUCGCACUUCUAUUGUUGUAUUCACCCUCAGUCUGAGAUGCUCAGUUUAACGACUAUCUCUUGAAGCAACUCUCCUGAAAAAGCUGAGUCUGCUCUGAUUGGAGAGCAUUUCAGGGUCUUGCAUAUGCCUGCAAAAAAAUCUUUCUUAAGGGUUCAGGGUUCUUAAACCUUUGAACCCUAAGAUAAAUGAUGGGGUUUAUUUCAAAAACAUGGGGGAAAAAAGCAAUGAGCAACUUGGUAAGAAAUGUCCCACAAAAUGCAAAAAAAAAACCAUUAAUAGACUCAGAAAAUUGUUUUUAAAAAUGAGGUAAAAAAAAAAAAAAAAACAAGGCUACGGAAAACUAUAUUUAUAAUUAUUGUCACAGUUUUAAAUUAUGUUAUUGUUUGUUUUUUUAAAAUACAUUUUAAGCAGUUUUUUUGGGUCAUUUCCUUGUUUGUUUGUUUGUUUUUAACCUUCUUUCUUUCUUUUUUGUAAUUUUUUUUUCCUUUUUAUUAAUUUCUUGCAAAUUUUUUGGGUCAUUUCUUCCUUCGUUGCUCGGAGCCUUCGUCCAAUAUUUUUGAAAGAACAUAAGCCACUUUGGUCAGGUUUUAAAGGGUUAAGAGACUCCAAACCAAAAUAUUCUGUUCUAGCAGGAAUAUCAUCCAAAAUUAACAACAUUGGCAACCAAGAUGACAUGUUUCUCUGACGUUAGCAUGUAGCUACAUGUAGCAGGGUAUCAGUAACGUCCCUGGAUCAGAUGACCAUAUAAAGAAAUUUGUCAUAAGCUGACGUCAGCUUGUCUUGACAGUAGAACUUUAAAAAAUCAUUCGAAUAUUAGUAUUCAAAACAAGCCUGAGGUUUUUGCUCACAAAGGCUAGUUUUAUGAACAUUUACCUUGUUAUUUGAAAAUUUGGCCACAUUUAAUAUGAGCAUUGACAUUCUGAAGUUAUAUAUCUGACAGCCAAUAAGGAAAAAGCAUAAUAGGUUUAACAACAGCACACACACACUGUAGUUUAUUCUAAGCUGAUCCCUCUUACACCACCCGGUAAAGGUAUAUACUGACUAGAACACCAAAUGUGUAUUCAUCCACAGCUAAAAAUAGUCCCCAACAAAUGCACUGUUUAUUUCUGUUUGACUAACAUUUGCUUAUAACUACAAUGCCCAGCUGUUGGGAUGCUUUAGCCCUUUUUGAUAUUAAAACUUAUAUUGAAACUAAAAUUUCUGUCUCCAGUAGGAACAAGUUGGGCUUUUGUGUGCCACGGACAGGAUAGAGAGGUUGGAGGAUGUUGGAUUUGUUUAUUUUACAACAUUUGUUGUCAGUAAGAGAAAUAUAAAAGAACUGUCCUUUAUAAACCAGGAAAUAGUCACCUACCAAAUUCACCUCGGGUUGCAUUAACAUGGACUGUCAGUGUGGUUUAAGUGCAAGUUUGCAAACUUUAUAACUUUAUUUUGAAACUUUAUACCCAGUUUACUAGAAGCUAGAUCUGGAUCAAGUAAUACGCAAAGCACUGAAUUACAUUUAGGCCUACAUUGUCCACAUCGUUCCUCUCAUCAAAUGACCAAAAGCACAGUCUAACUGAGCUAAGACCUGUUGUUAAAGAACCACUAUAAUCAACAUUCAAAUGUAAACUCUUCCAGUGGCACAUGAAAUGUUUAUAACCCCUUUAUUUUCUAUACCUGCGUUGUUAGUUGUAAUUUAAGUGGUUGCUGUUGCAGCAUGUGUAUUUAUACUCCUCUAGCUGGUCCUUCUCUAAGGAGAUUCUGAUGUAAAUGUACUUUACUGUAGAUGGCUUCAUGUAUAAAGAGUAGAGAAAUGGUUCAUGUACUAUUAUGACUGUAAUUUAUAUGAACAAAGAUUCGACAAAUAUUAUUACCUUCCUGAACUUUAAACUUUUCAGUCUGAUUCAUUUCUAAUACCCUAAUAAAUAUAAAUACUGUAAUACACUGGAUCUCUGCACACUACUGUAAAUGUUUAACCAUUUAAAUAAAUACAGAUAC
Messenger RNA from Epinephelus fuscoguttatus (brown-marbled grouper), 11807 nucleotides. It is a transcript of the gene arhgef19, whose product is annotated as Rho guanine nucleotide exchange factor (GEF) 19. Gene Ontology annotation, molecular function: protein binding; guanyl-nucleotide exchange factor activity. The coding region runs from base 5739 to 8669 and encodes 976 amino acids. NCBI's taxonomy places the organism in Eukaryota, Metazoa, Chordata, Actinopteri, Perciformes, Serranidae. The transcript is spliced from 17 exons. Gene Ontology annotation, biological process: regulation of actin cytoskeleton organization; activation of GTPase activity. The record is from RefSeq and is a predicted model, not a curated record.